ACAAGAAAAUAAAAGAAGAAGAAAAAGACAAGAAAACAAAAGAGAAAAAAAAGACAAGAAAACAAAAGAAGAAGAAAAAGACAAGAAAACAAAAAGAGGAGAAAAAGACAAGAAAACAAAAAGAGAAGAAAAAGACAAGAAAACAAAAAGAGAAGAAAAAGACAAGAAAACGAAGAGAACAAAGAAAAAAACAAGAACUGAAAGAAACAAAAAAAAACAAGAAAAUAAAAAAGAAAAAAAAAAGACAAGAAAACAAAAAAGGAAGAAAAAACAAGAAAACGAAAGAAACAAAGAAAAAGACAAGAACUGA
Molecule: messenger RNA, 310 nt
Organism: Racocetra persica
Lineage: Eukaryota; Fungi; Glomeromycota; Glomeromycetes; Diversisporales; Gigasporaceae
Source: the annotation of a GenBank genome assembly